ACCUGGUAAGCGGCUCGGUUAGGAAACAGCGGAAUUUGCAGUUUUUUUGAUGGGGGCUGAUUAGUUUUGUUUACCAAACUUCAACCUGGUUUUUCUUCUUCACUUUUGUUUUACUCCACCGCCUUCUCCGCAGGCCUGAUUCAAACUGUGGUGCAGCCAGGCCCUCCACAGUGCACAGGUGGUUGUCGACUGUGCACCGACUCAAGACUCUACAUGACUGAAUAAGCCGCGACAGGGGGGCGGGGGGGCUUACUUUGGCGGGUUGUUUUGUUUUGUUUUUUCUUCUGAGGAGGGUUUACCGAGUUGCAUUCAGGAACCCAAGCAGCUUCAGAAGGAGCUGGUGGAGGAUGGCAGUGGCUCUGGAUGAAGUGUGGGGGCGGGUGAAGAAUGUCUGCAAGCAGAACGGUCUGCUCAUCCUGUCAGUGCUGGCCGUGGUAAUUGGCUGCCUGCUUGGCUUCUUCCUCAGAGGCAAGCAGCUCUCUGAACAGGAGGUGAAGUACUUCCAGUUUCCCGGAGAGCUGCUCAUGAGGAUGUUGAAGAUGCUCAUAUUGCCGCUGGUCGUUUCCAGUUUGAUGUCGGGUCUGGCGGCUCUGGAUGCCAAGUGCUCCAGCCGCCUGGGCAUCAUGACCAUCUCCUACUACCUCUGGACCACCUUCGUGGCUGUGGUGGUGGGCAUCGUCAUGGUGUACAUCAUCCACCCCGGUGGAGCCGCUCAGAAGGAGGACUCCGAUGAGAGCAAGAAGCCGAUGACCAGCUCUGCCGACGCGCUGCUGGAUCUCAUUCGAAACAUGUUCCCUGCAAACCUGGUUCAAGCCACCUUUCAGCAGUAUCGAACCCAACGAGUUCCUGAGUACAUCCCCAAGCCAACAGUAGCUCAGCUACUGGAUGAGACGACCACUCGGAGGGUGUACAUCUACGGUAUCCAGGAUGACAACGGAACCGACAUCCAGAACUUUUCCCUAGAUCUCACGCCGCCGCCGGACGUCAUCAUGAAAACAUCGCCCGGUACAAGCGAGGGCAUGAACGUGUUGGGGAUCGUUAUUUUCUCGGCCACCAUGGGGAUCAUGCUGGGCAGAAUGGGGCCCAACGGAAGCGCACUGGUGAACUUCUGCCAGAGUGUGAAUGAAGCGGUCCUGAAGAUCGUUGCCAUUGUCAUCUGGUAUUUCCCCUUUGGGAUUGUCUUCCUGGUGGCCGGGAAGAUCUUGGAGAUGGACGAUCCAUCAGCGAUGGGGAAGAAGUUGGGCUUUUAUGCCAUCACGGUGGUAAUGGGUUUGGUACUGCAUGGUCUGUUCAUCCUCCCCGCCAUGUACUUCUUCAUCACCAAGAAGAGCCCCAUUGUCUACAUCAGAGGAAUCCUGCAGGCCCUGCUUAUUUCCUUGGCCACCUCCUCCAGCUCCGCCACUCUGCCUAUCACCUUCAAGUGCCUCCUGGAGAACAACCACAUUGACAGGCGCAUCAUCCGCUUCGUGUUGCCCGUGGGCGCCACCAUCAACAUGGACGGCACCGCCCUCUACGAGGCCGUGGCGGCCAUCUUUAUUGCCCAAGUCAAUAACUACGAGCUCGACUUUGGCCAAAUCAUCACAAUUAGCAUCACUGCCACCGCGGCCAGUAUCGGUGCAGCCGGAAUCCCUCAAGCGGGUCUCGUUACCAUGGUGAUCGUGCUGACCUCCGUGGGCCUGCCGACCGAUGACAUCACUCUCAUCAUUGCCGUUGACUGGGCUUUGGAUCGAUUCAGGACCAUGGUCAACGUGAUGGGUGAUGCCUUGGCCACAGGGAUCAUGGCCCACAUCUGCAGGAAAGACUUCAUUAAAGAAGGCGAACAGGUACCUCUGAUCUGCGAGACCAAGCCCAUGAUCAGCAUCCAGCAGAUGAUGACCUACCAGAACCAGAAGAACGGCUGCUACCAGCCACCUCCAGCGGGCAGCAGGCAGGACCACCUGUCCCCGGACGUGGCGCGGCUGAUCCAGCUGGAGGAGGGCGUCCGACCGACGGAGAAGAGGAAACAGGCGCUCACCUCUCACCACAAGAGAGGCCACAGGGACAAGGAGCAUUGUUCCAUCGACAUGAACGGCCUGGAGACCAACGUGUAGCACUCAGCUGCUGGACCUCCUUCCUUUCAGGAAGUCUUCAGAUGGCACACCUUCCAGCUCUCAACGUGGAGGAGCUGCAAAAAAGACAACUUUCUUUUUUUAAUAUCUUAAAAAUGGUACACAUUUGCCUAUGUGUGUUUGUGAGUUGUCCAUACAGUAUCUAACAUGGUUUCUACUUGGUACCACUUGUCCAUACAGUAUCUAACAUGGUUUCUACUUGGUACCACUUGUCCAUACAGUAUCUAACAUGGUUUCUACUUGGUACCACUUGUCCAUACAGUAUCUAACAUGGAUUCUAUUUGGUACCACUUGUCCAUACAGUAUCUAACAUAGUUUCUACUUGGUACCAGGUGUCCAUACAGUAUCUAACAUGGUUUCUACUUGUACCACU
Nerophis lumbriciformis (worm pipefish) is the source of this 2481-nucleotide messenger RNA. Its product is annotated as excitatory amino acid transporter 5-like. Lineage: Eukaryota; Metazoa; Chordata; Actinopteri; Syngnathiformes; Syngnathidae. Gene Ontology annotation, biological process: L-glutamate transmembrane transport. The record is from RefSeq and is a predicted model, not a curated record. Gene Ontology annotation, molecular function: neutral L-amino acid transmembrane transporter activity; L-glutamate transmembrane transporter activity; glutamate:sodium symporter activity. Gene Ontology annotation, cellular component: plasma membrane.